AUGCACUUCACCAAGACCCUUGCCUCCGUGGCCGCUUUCUCCAUGACUGCUUACGCAGCUCUCCCCGUUGCCAGCAUUGAGUUCCAGUCCUGGGAGCAGUGUGACAUCGGCGCUCCUGCCACUGGCACCCCCAAGUUCACUGCGGAUAUCACCGCCACUCCUGUCACUUGCGACAAGACUCCAGUCAACCGUGAAUGGAGCAUCAACAACUACGCCUUCAAGGCUCACCUUGACACCAAGGAUGCCCACCUCUGCCACGGCCUCAUUGUCUGGAACAACGACGGCUGCUCAGGCAAGCCCAAGCACUUCGUUCCCUUCGGUGGCUUCGGCGAGGCCAUUGAGGGCACAUGUCUCCCCGAUGACCUGGACACUGGUUACGUUUCCUUCAAGCUUGCUUGUGAGGGCUUCCCUUCUGAUUUCUACAUUUGA
This is a messenger RNA of Penicillium brevicompactum, 429 nucleotides long. RefSeq lists its product as uncharacterized. Lineage: Eukaryota; Fungi; Ascomycota; Eurotiomycetes; Eurotiales; Aspergillaceae. The coding region runs from base 1 to 429 and encodes 142 amino acids. The transcript has 2 exons. The record is from RefSeq and is a predicted model, not a curated record.